Molecule: messenger RNA, 675 nt
Organism: Marasmius oreades (fairy-ring Marasmius)
Lineage: Eukaryota; Fungi; Basidiomycota; Agaricomycetes; Agaricales; Marasmiaceae
Exons: 5
Coding region: 1-675 (224 amino acids)
Molecular function (GO): S-adenosylmethionine-dependent methyltransferase activity
Source: RefSeq, a predicted model, not a curated record
AUGGCAGAUGAAUUUCCUCGCGCCGAAGUCAUAGGCAUUGACUUGGCUCCUCUCCAACCCAGAAACGUACCGCCGAAUUGCACAUUUGAGUUAUUUGACUUGGACCAGGGACCAAUACCAUACCCGGACGGCUAUUUUGACUUUGUCCAUGCUCGUUCUAUGCAUACAGGCAUCCGCAACUACUCCUCGUUUUUGAAGGAAAUUACCCGUAUCCUACGUCCUGGCGGCCUCGUGUUGCUCAUUGAACCUGACCUGACGCCUUUAGCCGACGGAAUACCAAUUGCGAACUCACGCUACAACCAGGGAAUGUACGAUUGGUUUGCAUUGUGGGAAACGUAUCGGGCAUGUCUGGCAAGACAAGGGAUCGACGUCAAUACUCCAGGAAAGCUGACAGAACUCAUUGCCUCGACGGCGAGCUACGAUACUAUUGUAAAGAAGGAUGGGAACAUUCCGGUUGGCUUCUGGCCUACAGAUUCGAACAUGCUGACAGUUGGACAACUUCAAUGGAUGGACUACGAGCUCCUCCUCCCUGCGUUGAAGCCGCUGUUUCUUUCUGUCGGUCUUCCGGAAACACACGUCCGCACGCUGAUACGGAAUGCUCAACACGACUUAUACAACCCGAUAUCAAAUUUGUCUGCUCAUCUUCAUAUCGUCUAUGCGACUAAAAGACUUUGA